GCAUUUGUCGGCCGCUGCUUGCUUGUAGCGGCGAAACAAAAAAAAUGGCCAUCGUCAGAUUUGGUGAACUAUCGGUGCCUUUUUUAUUCAGCUGUCCUUUUUAUUAAUAAAGCCACAGCGUUAACAAUGCGAUUCGCGGCGGUGCUCGCUGGAAGCGUGGCUAACCGGCGGUAGUUAGCUUGUUCCCGGCCGUUGGAGUGGCUCUGUGUCCGGGCUGAAGCAGAUGGGAACCUCGGUGUAUUUAGGGAAAAGGCGGAAGACUGCGUAUCAACAGACCGAACCAGAGAUGCUACAGAGCUACAGCCGCUAGCCAGCUAACUAUAUAGGAUGCGAGCAAACGACAGCCGAUUCAGCAGGAAUUAAGGAUAACAGAGUUUGACUUCCUACUUUAUGGAGCCACAGCAGGGCGACUUGAACUGAAACAGCUUUAGUACCCGGCCAGACGCAGUGCCCACCGCCCCUCAGGAUGGCGAGCCGGAGAAAGUCCACCACCCCCUGCAUGGUUCCUCCUCGAGAAACCGUCGACUUGGAUCAGGAGAUGGACGAUGUCUCGGAUGUGGCCGAACCAGAUGAAAGUAACGGCGUGACGACCGUCUCCUCAGAAGUAUGUGGUCUGGAGGAGCGGGGCGAGGACCCAGACGUCCGACAGGUGCCAGACCACUAUCUGGACUCAAACAUGGCAGAGGGAGGCUACGAGUGUAAAUACUGUAGCUUUCAGACGACGGAGCUCAACCUGUUCACUGUGCACGUGGACACAGAGCAUCCAGACGUCGUCCUCAACACCUCCUACGUCUGCAUGGAGUGCGACUACCACACCAAGAGUUAUGACACGCUGCUGGCCCACAAUGCUCGGCUCCACCCGGGCGAGGACAACUUCACACGGACGAUGGUGAAGCGAAACAACGAGACCAUCUUUCAGCAGACGGUCAACGACCUCACCUUCGAUGGCAGCUUCGUCAAAGUGGAGGACGACGAGGCAGAAGAGACGUCCCGCAAAGGCAUCGCCCUCAGCAAGACGCCCAUCAUGAGGAUCAAGAGCAAACCAGAACCCAAGAAGUUCGCCGCCUCACACAAAAUGGCUGUCGACGACAUUAUCAAGGUGGAAAGCGACGACGAGGAUGACGAGAACAAGGAGCCACCAACGCUCUCUCCCGCUCCGAUGACCCCCGUGGCCCCUCGCCUCGUCCCCGUCUCCACGCCGGUGCAGGUCCAGGCCGUCCCGCAGAGCAUUGUGGUCAACAGCCCUAACGUGCUGCAGAUUAAAGGGGGCUCAGGCGGCGGCGGCGUGCUGCCUCCUGGGACGCUGGCUCAGGUUCUGUCGGCCCUGCAGAACCAGCAGAGCAGCCCUCAGACUCAGCUCCUCAUCCCCAUCAGCAGCAUCCCCACCUACAACACGGCCAUGGACAACAACGUCCUGCUGGUCAGCGCCUACAACAGGUUUCCGUACCCCUCUGUGUCGGAGAUCAUGGGCUUGUCUUCUCAGACCAAGUUCAGCGAGGAGCAGAUUAAGGUCUGGUUUUCUGCUCAGAGGCUGAAACACGGAGUCAGCUGGACGCCGGAGGAGGUGGAGGAGGCCAGGAGGAAGAAGUUUAACGGCACGGUGCAGACCGUCCCGCAGACCAUCACCGUCAUCCCCGCCAACAUCGCCGCGGCCACCAACGGCUUGCAGUCCAUCUUCCAGACCUGUCAGAUCGUCGGCCAGCCGGGACUCGUCCUCACUCAGGUCGCCGGUAAUGGCAGCACCGUGCCGGUCGCCUCUCCCAUUACCCUGACAGUCGCGGGUGUCCCCGGCAACCAGCCUAAAGCCGCCGAACCGUCGACAUCAGAAUCAAAGACUGAGAUGUCGGCCGGCGCUUCGCUCAGUUUGGAUUCGUCGGCGACCAAACCGAAGAAGUCCAAGGAGCAGCUGGCAGAGCUGAAGGCGAGCUACAGCAGGAGGCAGUUCGCCACGGAGGCGGAGAUAUCACGACUCAUGCAGGUCACCAAACUCUCCAAACGAGCAAUAAAGAAGUGGUUCAGCGACACACGCUACAACCAGAGGAACUCAAAGGACCACCAUGCUGUCCUGCUGAGCGAAACCUCAACCAGCAGAGCGGCGGCGCCAGGAGGAGGCCGAGGAGCAAGGAGCAGCAGUGGCAGCCUUAACGAGAGCAACAACGGUGAAAACACCACCGCCACCACCACCAUCGUCAUCGACUCCAGCGACGACGCCAGCGAUUCCUCCCCGACUUCUGCCAACGUCCCCGGCUCAUCAGGUUCCUCCAGCGACCUGCGGGUUAAAUUCCGCCACGCCUUCCCCGACUUCACGCCACAGAAGUUCAAGGAAAAGACGCCGGAGCAGCUGCUCAUCCUGGAGGCCAGCUUCCAGAAAUCAGACACGCCCUCGGACGAAGAGCUGAGCCGACUGCGUGCUGAGACGAAGCUGACACGACGUGAGGUGGACGCUUGGUUCACGGAGAGGCGGAAAAUGCCUUCGAUGGCGCAGCCAAAAGACAGUGACGCCGAGGGAGAUGGUGAGAAGGUGAAACCAGCCGCUGUGCCUUCGUACUCUGCUCAGGAACGGCAGGCGACUCCGCCCGUCGGCAGGAAGAUGAUGAAGAAGACGCCAGAGCAGCUUCACAUCCUGAAAAAGGCCUUCGUCCGCACACAGUGGCCGACGCCUGAGGAGUACGACCAAAUGGCGGAGGAGAGCGGUCUGCCGAGGACCUACAUCGUCAACUGGUUCGGAGACACACGCUACGCCUGCAAGAACAGCAACCUGAAGUGGUAUUACCUCUACCAGAGCGGAAAGGUGGAUGAGGCGCUGAACGGUGGAGCCAAGAGCCAGAAGAAGUCCAGGAAGCGUUUCCGAGGUUGGUCCAGGAGGACGCGCCGGCCGUAUCCCUGCAAACGAUCCCCACAAGGGGGCUCCACCGCCAUCAAGGUGAAGUCCGGUAAGACAUUUCUGAAGGACUACUACCUCAAACACCGAGCCCUGAGCGAGAGAGACCUGGACGACCUCGUGACCAAGUCCAGCAUGAGCUACGAGCAGGUGAGGGACUGGUUCUCCGAGACCGCCAGGAGGGCGGAGGAGGGCAAGGAGCCCUUCAGCGACGAGGAGGCCGAGGGAGACGACGGGGAGGACGACGACGAGGAGGAAGAGGAGGAGGAGGAGGAGGCGGGAGCAGCAGAGCACGCGGACAGCGAAGGAGAGAUGGAGGUGAAAGAACAAGGAGAGGAGGCGACCGACGACGACUGCAACGAGGAAGAAGAGGAGGACGAGGAUGACGAGGAGGACGAGAGGGGAGCCAAGGACGAGGCAACGAUCCAGGAGGAGUCCGAAGGUGUCAGCCAAUCGCAGCCUCUGGCAGACGAGCAGACAUGAGCAGACAGCAUUGACUUUGCGUCCCCCACCCUGGAGACAUAAUGGAGGACGUUAUGCGUCAGUGUUUCUCAGCUGCUGGGUCGCGACCUGAGGAUGGCAGCAGGAAGCUCAGGCAGAUGGACGACGGGUUUGCGCCUCGCAGCUGAGAAGCACUGAGCUGCUGGGAGUUCACGGAGAACAUCAGGACUUGGUUUGUUUCUGCUGAUGGACUGUGGGGACCAAGCAAACACGCAGGACGACGUCGCCACAAGAGUAAGUUCCAGCUCUGCUCCUGUACGAGUAAAAGGCUUUUAUUUUGGUGAGAAUGACAGGGCUUUUAUUUUGGCCUUUAUGUCAUUUUUCUUACAAAAAAAAAAAAAAUCAAUGUUUUGAGGUAAACUUUGUAUAAAGGAAAAAAAUAAAUAAAAACAGACCUCGCAUGGAUUUCUCAUUAAUAUAAAAGAACUUUUUUUCAGAAUAAUGGACCAUCAGCGCUUUUUCUCAAGGGAACGUCCCCAAAACCAACAGUGAAAACAUUUUGCUGUUAUUUUUUUGUGAAUAGACAUAUUAGUGCCAUUCUGUAUUCUAAGUUUUUGUUUUUAAAUCCAAAAAAAAAAAAAAAAUCAGUGCUGGAAUGAAUCCACAUUGAUGUUUUUGUACUUUUUAAGUGAUUUGUUAAAAUCUGAACAACAUAACGUGAUGGGGACUUAAUCCAUUAUACUGUUAUUAUUAUUAUUAUUAUGAUGAUGAUGAUGAUGAUGAUGAUGAUGAGUUCUUUUGAAUACGGUGUUCCAUGUUACCUGGCGUUUGGGUCCAUUCAGUUUCAACAACAUCAAUUCAGCUUGUGAAUUUACCUCCAAAACACUUAAAGAAAGGGAAAAUCCACCUUAAAACUCCUCAUCGAUCAGUUGUUGUCCAGUCAGAGUGGACUUCAGAACCCAAAAUCAACAUUUCAUUGAAGUCCAAGAACAACGUAUUGGCUGCUUAAAAACACAGGACACAAACAGCUGCUGAGUGCAUUUCAGUGUAAAAAUGAACGUGUCGGCGCCCUCUGGUGGACGGACACUGUUUGUAAAUGACCUCGAACAUGUGAGGUGUGUCUGUGUUUAUCAAACAGCAUGUAUGCUGACUUAAUGCUGUGCAUGUUGGUUUUAUUUGGUCUCAUUCAGAGCAAAUCAGGCUGCGUCAGGCCGACUGGUCUGCAGUGUUGUUGUUGUUCAGAUCCUGUACACACAAUUUAAGAUACAAAAUGUAGUCAGUCUGUCAGUCUUCUGUAAUCCAGUUUGAAUUUCAUUCCUUAUUAUUUUAAAAAAAAAGGCCUGUUAUUAGUUUGCGCUAUGGACUUACGCCCUGUGCACAGGCUUACGCUCGGCCAUCGCGCCAGCAGCCUGCGAUUGUUAUAUGCUCUGUCCACCAGAGGGCGUUCCAACAUUACAGCAGCUGAGGCUGAGGCCCCUGCAAGUAGUUAGCGUUAACACGCCGAAUGUGAAACUGUGAUUCAGAAAACUUUGGUUUUGAUUUAGUUUCGCACGUUUGUCAACGGAGAGAAAAGCUCAUUAGUGGGAGCAGGUCAGGUGUGAAAGGCUCAGACCAGCCGCCGUCGGCGUUCACAGUCCAAACGAGGUCGUUUACGCCCCGUCCUGUCCGAAUGAGGCCUCGGUCAGGCUUCGACACCUGACGAUGAAUGAUCGGUCGAUCGAGCACGGCUGAGCUAAUAGUACGGCGGCGAAUCUUCCCUUCAGGGUCAAAACGUUCAGGCUUUGUCCAAACUGUUUUAGCGACAUACUGAUACCGCGUGGUCAUUCUGGAGGAAGUUCAAGUCUCUCAAACUGGCACAGUUUCAGAAACAAUAAAUAAUAAAAACGCUCUCCUACUUACUGCCUUUGACCGAAGGCAACUGUUUCAAGUGUCUUCGGAGGCUUGUUGAAAGGCAUUCUGGGAAAUGCAGGAAGCAGAAGAGGCAGUUAGAAACUGGUUUCACCAAAGCGUCGUGAACUAAAACCUUUUUGGAAAACAAAUUAUGUGUUUUGAAGGUGGAUUUUUUUCCUUUGCCAUCCACCUGGACAGAAAGAAGAUUUUCCAUACUGAACUUUUCCCAAAGGAUCUUUUUAACGUCUCGGAGUUGAUCGACUUGAAAAGGAGAUGAACCCAAAUGUUUUUUGUGUCCUUGUCCAAACAAACUUAAAAAAUAAAAGCAUGCGUGCUCUUCUUCAGGAAACAGGCAACUUUACCUCAGUCAGUUAAGCUACAAACUCGGUAAGAUUGUGACAUUUACUCUUUACCACAGUUUUUCUACAGACUUCAAUACUGUAUGCAUGAAAAUACGAGUACACAAUAAUAAUUAUGUCUUUCAGAUGGCGCCUCUUUUCCUUUGUCCUCGCCACCAAAGUAAAUGAAUCACUUUAAAAAGAGAAGAAGAAGACAUAGUUAUUAGUGCGUCUAUUUGCUCAGAUACGGGUGAACUAGUUGAUAUCCUUCAGGUUUUCCUCAAGAAUUACAGACGAUAUUUUAGGGACAAAGAAACCACAAGCACUUGGCUCAGUUCCUGCGGGAACUUUUUAACUUUUCGUAUGUGAGGUAACAAAAAAAAAAAAGGAAUGGAAUAAGCUUUUAUUUUGCUUUUCUCUGCUCUCUUCCUGUGUUUACUGAACCGUGUAGGACUCUGUUAGAAUAUGCAAACGUCAGAGAACAAUCAGCGGGUCGAGCGGUGGUCAGAUUUGAUUUGUUUUUUAAUGAUUUCUUCAGCGACACGGGAUCCUGACAUGAGCUGUGUAAUUUCAUGCCUUUCUGCCAUUCUUCAAACUGCUUUAAUAGCCAACAGUUUUUAGUAGUUAAUUUAUUUAUUAUAUCUGGACUUUCAAGGAUCUCUUUUUUGUCUGCAAGCAAAAAAAUAAAAAGUGGAGAAACAG
This is a messenger RNA of Scatophagus argus, 6252 nucleotides long. RefSeq names its product zinc fingers and homeoboxes protein 1-like. Bases 467 to 3364 code for a protein of 965 amino acids. The record is from RefSeq and is a predicted model, not a curated record. Gene Ontology annotation, cellular component: nucleus. Gene Ontology annotation, molecular function: DNA-binding transcription factor activity, RNA polymerase II-specific; DNA binding. Lineage: Eukaryota; Metazoa; Chordata; Actinopteri; Scatophagidae. The transcript has 8 exons. Gene Ontology annotation, biological process: regulation of transcription by RNA polymerase II.